Macadamia integrifolia is the source of this 662-nucleotide messenger RNA. RefSeq lists its product as uncharacterized. The transcript has a single exon. Bases 100 to 561 code for a protein of 153 amino acids. The record is from RefSeq and is a predicted model, not a curated record. NCBI's taxonomy places the organism in Eukaryota, Viridiplantae, Streptophyta, Magnoliopsida, Proteales, Proteaceae.
UAAAUAGAAGAGAAUGAAAUCAUCAAAUCCAAACCAACACAUAAAAUAUCUCUUAACGUUUCUCAACUUUCAAGAUCUGAUCUUUCCUCAUUUGAAGCAAUGGAAGCUACUUCUGCUUCUUCUUUGUGUUCAUCCCCUUUUCUUCCUCCACUACCAUUUUCUUCUUCUGCAGGUAACCGGAGAUUGGGUUUCCGGCAACAGAAGGGACCGGUUUCCGCCAUGAGAAGGGGUGAAUGCGACUGGGGUUACGGCGGACGGCUUGUGGAUGAGAGUAUGAUAGUGUUGAGAAGAAGGAUUCAUGAGACAAAGAUGGUGGAGAGGAAUUAUGAACCACCGGAGGAUUGGAUGGAGUGGGAGAAGAAGUACUAUACGAGCUAUGAUGCAAGUAUUUGUAGAGCAGUUGGGGUUUUGCAAUCUCAAUUGAUGAAUACAAGACCCAGUUUGGCUAUUGGGAUGUUGGCACUGGUUGGAUUGAGUGUACCCACAUCUACUUUCUUGAUUAUUUUACAGUUGAUGAAUGUAGCUAAUGGGAUCUUGUCUGGGGUUCAUCUCAUCCAUUAACUGUGAUUUUUAGCAAAUUAUAUACAUCGAUCUUUGAUGAUCUUCUUCUUGUAUACAUGUAAUUAUAGCAAUUAUAUAAUGAAGAUUUCUUAAUUCUUCUA